AUGUCGUUUUGGCCAAUUUUGUGGCUAAUAUUGUUCAACUCGAACCGAGGUUGGGGGUCGAAGGAUGGUGAAGAUGGCUUCAAAAGUAGGUAAGGAGUGGUGUGGGUGAUUUUGAAUGGUAUUGCAGUAAAUUUUAAUUGAUUUAAGCUUAAGUUUUAAAAUUUUAAAACUUUGUAGUUUAAAAAACUUAUUUUUUGUUUCAAAAACGACUAAAAUUUCAGAAAAACAGAAGUUUGAGAGCUUAAAGCCGUUUUUUUCGAUUUUCGAAGCGAAUUCCUAAAUUUAAGUGCGUUUCUUAAUAAAAUAAGAUAGCCAAAAUCAUGUAAAAUGUAAUUUUAAGUAUUAAACAACAAAAAUGUUUUAGGUUCAAUGAGAUCCUUAGCUUAUUUUGGCUUAUUUGUGUCAAUUUUCAGGCAUUUUUUGAGUUAUUCAGAAGUUUAAAGCUAAUUUUUGAAAAUUUAACUAGGUUUUCGUUAACGUAAAAUAGUCAAUUGUAUGUAAAAUGUAAUAAUAGGUAUCAAACAACAAGAGUUCUUUAGCUUCGAGUAGAUUUUUAGCUUAUUUCGGCUCAUUUUGACUAAUUUUCCGCCAUUUUUUUGGUCCUAAACCAAUCUGAAACUAAUUUUUAAAAAUUUUAAAAAUCCACAUUUUUCAAAUCUACUUUUCAAUCAUAACCAAGUCCAUAAUCUUUCAAUAAAACAAUAUUUUUCCCUUCUAUAACAACUACUUUUCCAGCCCCACCCUGCCAAACAUUAUAUUAUUCAUCACGGACGAUCAGGACUCUCUUCUCGGAUCGAUGGAAUUUAUGCCAAGAACCUUGAAAUUUCUAAGAAAACGUGGAGCUGAGUUUGAAAAUGCCUUCGUUUCGACUCCAAUGUGUUGUCCUAGUAGGACAACAAUUUUGACUGGGCUUUAUGCACAUAAUCAUAAUGUCAUGACUAAUAAUCUGAACUGCGCUGGAUUGGAGUGGAGGUAGGAAAUUUGGGUACAACCAUUUAAAGAGAAUAGAGCUUUUACGGCAAUUUAAAAAAAAUGUUUUAAAAAUAAUGUUUUGAUGUUCGUAAAGUCGAAUGUUUUCGUUUUCAAAAAUCGUUUUGAGUCUCACCACGAAAACAUGAUUUUUUUCAGAAUUUGUCUUUAACACGUAAAAUAUUACUAAUGUGAUAAUGCUUUUUAACAUGGCAUACAUAGUUAAGCUAAAAAUCAUAAUUUUUUCUUUUAUAAAACAGGUUUUAGGUCUCACAACGAAAACCUGAUUUUUUAGAAAUUAGUUUUAAAAAGGCAAAAUGCUACUAAUUUCACAUACCUUGAUUCUAUGAGGUAUCUAACUAUCCUAUUAACCACCUUUUCAGAUCAAAAUUCGAAAAAUCCACCUUUGGAGUUCACCUUCGUAACGCUGGUUACCAAACCGCUUACUUUGGUAAAUACCUAAACGAAUACGAUGGGUCGUAUGUUCCACCAAGUUGGGAAGAGUGGGUAGGGUUGAUAAGAAACAGUCGGUUCUACAAUUACACUGUCAAUCGAAACGGAGUAAAAGAGAAACAUGGAUUCGACUACUACGAUGAUUACUUUACUGAUCUCAUUACAAAUGGCACUUUGGAAUUGUUGAAAAAGAGGGAAGUAAAAAGGGAAAAUCGACCAUUUUUGAUUGUUAUCUCUUAUCCUGCACCACAUGGACCAGAAGACCCGGCUCCACAGUUUUCAGGGAUGUUUGAGGAUAUUGAUACUCAUAGGUAGGGUAAAUUUUUAAAAUUUUGAAAUUUUAAAAUUUAAAUUUUUUAAAAUUAAAAAAUUUUUUUUUGUAAAAUACGUUUUUUACCCACUGAAUUUCAGAACAGCAUCAUGGAACUACGCUCCAAACCCAGACAAACAGUGGAUUCUGCAAAGGACUGGCAAGAUGGAACCGACUCAUGUCUUCUUUACUGAUCUUCUACAUCGUCGACGUCUACAAACGCUGCAGAGUGUUGAUGACAGUGUUCAUCAGGUACGGUAAAUUAAUUCUUUGUGUUAUAGAAAAGUAAAAUACGGUCUUGAAAUUAAAUAGUUUGUUUUAACGAUAAGGCUUUCACGUUUGAUUCUGUUUUAGAUGCAAGUAAAAUCUUUCGUUGCGGGACCUGAACAGCGUCUAUAGGACAUUGAUUUAAGCCAGGGUUUUGGGCAUCCUUUUGCGGGCUGGGCUCGGCCCUUUUUUAUUUUUACCGUUUGGUUCAGGCUUAGUGGUCUCGGGCCUAGUUGGCUUCUUUUCAAGUCUAAUUGGCGCUGACCUAGUGGGCUCUUUUUCAGGCUUAAUUACUAUACUGAAGGCAUCGAGUUUUGACUCCCCCCCCCCUUUUCAUCUGACUAUAUGCCCAUGUCUUUGAUAAAAGCAAAACAUAUGAUAAUUACAAUCUUUUUAUAGCUUAUUUUAGAUAAUGAACUACCUCCGAUCAACAAAUCAGCUUCAGAAUACUUACACUAUGUACACAAGUGAUCAUGGUUAUCAUUUAGGCCAAUUUGGUUUGAUCAAAGGCAAAAGUAUGCCAUAUGAAUUUGACAUAAAAGUGCCGUUCUUCAUCAGAGGACCUAAUAUUCACAAGGGCAUUAUGUAAGUAUUUAUAUUACAAAUUAUUGAACCUACUGACUUUAUACCGUAAUAUUUUUGUUAAAAUAUUUUUAUAGUAUUAAAGCUUUAUAUCACGUAUUUUACAAAAAAAAUAAAAAUUUUUCAGCAAAAAAGAACCAGUUCUGAACAUUGACAUAGCUCCGACGAUAUUACACAUGGCCAAUGUUACAGUACCUUCAGAUAUGAAUGGAGAAUCAAUUCUGAAAACUUUUGAUAAUGAGUUUAAAUGGCGGGAAACCGUGCUUAUUGAAAGGGGGUAAGAGCAGUUUUAAUGAGCAUAUAAACUUUUUUCUUCAGGAUAAAGUAUAUCUGGCUUUCAAGCCGGGCUGGGCUGAGUCUUGAGUCCGCUAUGUUUAGAUUUUUUGUAGCCCGGCUUGGCUUGGAAGCCAGGUCUAGCGGAGGACUUUGGCUAGUAUAACUUUUUAAACUUUUAGGAAAAUGCCAAGACUAAAGAAGGUUGGAGAACGAUUGAAAAAGCAAAAGGAACGUUUCAACAAAUAUUUACUUUUGUCGCGACAAUGCUCUAAAGCUAAAUAUUCUGCACCGUGCAAACCUAAACAGGUAAGUUUAUAUAUAAAUAAUAGUAAUUAUGAAGUACGUGCAGACUAUUGUAAGAUUAAGGUACACACACAGAAGAGUAAAGUAGGUAGGUAGGUAAAGGACAGGGCAAGGUAGUACAGGGUAGGGUAGAGUAGGGUAAGGUAUUGUAGGGUGGGGUAGGAUAGGAUAGUGUAGGUAAGGUAAGACAAGAUAUUGUAAGGUAGGGUUGUUACAAGCUACUUAACAUUUUUUAUGUAACUCUAUAUUAAUAUGUAUAUUCCUUUAGGAAUGGGUAUGCCUUCGAAAUUCCGUAAACCGUUGGCGUAUUGUCAAAUGUCGGCAAAGUAAACAGAACAAGCAGUGUAAAUGUCGGGAAAAGCGUGACAUAUCAUCUUUUCAAUUAACAAAUAUUCUUCCUGAAGACAUAAGCAAGCAUUCAGAAUCCCAGCUACACAAAUGGGAAGACCAAUUCUUGGCAGAAGCGUUUGAAGAACUUUUGGCGGAAUCUGGAGAAUGGUACCAAGGGAUUCUGGAGGUACCAGAUAAAGAUGAAGUUAGUAAUAUAGAAUUAAAGACAUCAGAUAGGUCUAGUCAACGUAAACGACGACAACUUAAUGAGAUCAAACUAGAAAUCAUUGAUGGAGAUACCAACGAUCAUGUCAAUCAUAAUGAUGACUUUGAUGCCAAUGGUAAUAUACAAAAAUUAAACGUUGGUAUAGAUAAUGGUGAAAAUAUUGAAAACGGUUACAUGGGUAAGAUUAAUCAUCAAGUAGGGAAUAAUGCUCGUACUUUACCAAAAGAUGAAGACGAAAUAGACAGAUUGUGUGUAUUCAAAGCUAGGAAAUGGUGUGAUUUGCCUAGAAAUAUUACUCGCAAACUAUGGAAUAAACGGAAGAACCGUGUGGACAUGAAAAUACAGAAACUGAAGGAUCGUAUCUUGGCUGUUAAGGUAUGUACUUUAAUUAAUAUAAAUAUAAAUAUUACUUUAGGACCUUCGAAAAGCUUUACGACAGAACAAACCUUCUCUCGGCGAAGCAUACGAUGGGUUGGUAGAAAUGGAUACUGUAGAAAAAUGUGAUUGUAAUCAAGGAUCCAAACACCCUUUACGGUAAACAAAUUUUAUGUAAAAUAUGAGUGAUACUCAAAUUGAUUUGUUAUAUUAUAUAUAAUUUUAUAGUUAAAAUGUAAAUUCAACUAGCCAAUAAAAUGACUAUAUAAAGAUCGUCGAUUCAACAUAUUUUACAAAACCUUAACUUCAGAACUUCCUUUUUGUCUUCAAACAGAACAUCAAAAAAUUGCACCGUGCUUCAGAUGAAUUGCUUCGAACACUCGGAUUCACAUUGGAAGACGGAGCCCAAAUGGCCGUCCGAGUUGGGAUCGUUUUGUUUUUGCCAGAAUUCGAAUAACAAUACUUAUUGGUGUCUACGAACCGUUAACUCGACUCACAACUUUUUGUAUUGCGAGUUUGUCACUGGGUUCUUGAGCUUUUACGAUCUGAACGUGGAUCCUAAUCAAGUGAGUUAUUGGUGAUUAAACGCUGAGUUUUCAAGGGUUCCGGAGACGGCUUUGGCUCUAGAAUAUUCUUUCCGGGUAACUCUCGUUCCGUGAUAGCUCCGGCUUUGAGGUAGCUCCGGCCCAGGGUAUCUUAGGGUCUGUUGUAGGUGCGGGUUUAAGGUAGCUUUGACUGCGGAAUAGCUCCUGCUCAGAAGUACCUCUGGCUCUGGGGUAGUUUCCAGGAAAGUAGCUCUUGCGAUACGUUAGCUCUGGUUCUGGACGGCUUGGGCUUUGGGAUAACUUUGGUUCUCUGCGGUAACUUCGGUUCCAGGGUAGCGUCGGCUCUGUUGGAGGUCUUGCUUUGGAUAGCCAAGAAAAAAGGUUCGAGUUAGUUCUAGUUCAAGGAUAAUUUUGGUCUCAAGGUAGUUCUUGCUCCGGGAUAGCUCCGUCUUUAGGAUCUAGAGCAUCUAGGGCUCCAAAGAAUGAUUGUUACAAAUGACAUAUUUUAGCUAACAAACAACAUUUUUGAAGUGGAACCAGAUCGAUUGGCUCAACUCAACGAUCAACUUAUGAACUUAAAAUCAUGUACGAAUAACAAAGACUGUGAGCACUACAGCAGCUUAAACUGGUAUAACAGAAUAACCGGGACAAUGAACGAUACUCUUAUUGAUAACGAUAGAAUUACUUGA
This is a messenger RNA of Bursaphelenchus okinawaensis, 5325 nucleotides long. The record is from the annotation of a GenBank genome assembly. NCBI's taxonomy places the organism in Eukaryota, Metazoa, Nematoda, Chromadorea, Rhabditida, Aphelenchoididae.